Messenger RNA from Antechinus flavipes (yellow-footed antechinus), 4755 nucleotides. It is a transcript of the gene TRMT44, whose product is annotated as tRNA methyltransferase 44 homolog. Gene Ontology annotation, biological process: tRNA methylation. Gene Ontology annotation, molecular function: metal ion binding; tRNA (uridine) methyltransferase activity. The record is from RefSeq and is a predicted model, not a curated record. NCBI's taxonomy places the organism in Eukaryota, Metazoa, Chordata, Mammalia, Dasyuromorphia, Dasyuridae.
GCUUCGAGAGAAAAGGGAAAAGAACAGAUACAAUUUAAUCUUUUUUCUUCCUCCCUGGAGACAACAAUGUUAAUAACAGUAACAACAAUAAUGGCUAACAGACAGGGCUUUAAUGUUUGCAAAACAUUUUUACAUAUAUUUGUUUUCUUGUCAGGAGACUGAGGAUAGGUCAGACAAGCGCUACAUAGCUUGAACCCAACAGACAUCUUAAACUCAAUAUAUCCAAAACAGAACUCAUUAUUGUUACUCCAAACCCUCUCCACUCCACCUUCCCUAUUACUUUAGGGGUAACAUUAUCCUGUCGAUCCCUAAGACUCCCAGACUAGACUUCUGGAUUCCUCAUCUCUGAAUCUCAUAUCCAAGCAGUUGCCAAUUCCUGUCAAUUUCCUCUUUGCAUUAUCUCUGAUACACGCUACUCUCUGAAACGGCCACACUUCUAGUAUAAACACUCAUCACUUCAUGCUUGGACUGCUGUAAUAACCUAUUAGUGGUUCUGUCUGGCUCCUGUCCCUCCCUAUUUCAGUCCAUAUUCUCUUCGGUCACUAAUGUGACUUUUGUAAAGAACUGGUCCUGUAAUGACAUCCGACCCUACUCCCCACUCAAACUCUAGUGCCUCCAGGAUCAAAUUCUCUACAUAGCAUGCAAAGCCCUUGGUAACUUACCCCCUCCUACUUUUCCAGUCUUCUUACACUUUACUGCACAAUAUGUACAAUCCAAUGACACGGGACUGUUCCAUCUCUCUCUGCUUAGCAUUUUCUUUGGCUGCCCCCCAUCCCUGGAAUGCCCUCCCUUCUCCAUUCUAUUUAUUAUCCUCCCUGUCUUCUUCUAAAUCCCUACUAAAACUCGUUUUGUAGGAAGCCUGAUAGGCUAACGGCUAAGCAAAUUACAUAAGAGUUUAACUUAAAGCACAACAUGGAAGCAGAGAAAAUGUAUGGGGAAAUAUAGGGGAGGUCGCAGUGAGCCAUCCUUGCCGGCUGAAGAGGAAUUUAGCGCAAAAUUGUCACAGAAAAUGACAAAGAGGCUAUUUUACGGGUGAGAAACGUGGAUUAGUAUGUGAUCUCCCAGGUGACUGGGAAGAGCUUCUGUGAAACUGUUGGUGGCGUGAAUCUUAAAUCCCCUCAAAAAUCUCAGGUUAUUGAUCUCCACGGAAGGAAGAGACUGAAUUUGCAAAGGCUGGAGGUAGGAAAAGCAGCCGGAAGUGAUGUAAAGAAGAGGCAACCGCCGAAGGGCUCGGCUUCAGUAUGACGUAAAAACUUAGCGUCUUUCCUAUCCAGAUCCACGGGAGGAUGCGGCAGCGCCGGCGUUUUGCGUCAUCUUCCCGCGCCGAUGUUUCUCUAGUUUCCCUUCUGCCAGAUUCUGCUGUUGAGGUGUUGGGCUACAACAUGGGGUUGCUGGGUCAGGCGUUGGUCAGGGACAGCAGCUCGCAGCUCCCCUUGGGGUUCUGGUCAGCCGUGGCCGUAUGGGUGGAGAGGCCGCAGGUGGUUAACAAGCGCUUGUGCGGCGCCAGGCUGGAGGCCCCCGGGAGGCCGGCGCAGGGGCAGGCCCAGGAGCCAGAGGAAAGCGCGGGCCUGGACCUGGGUGCGGCAGCGCAGGCCCUCGAGGCGCCCCGAGCCCCUUCCUCGGAUCCGGAUCCGCCUUUGCAGGCUCUCUUCUGGAGCCUCGCCUCCACGGACGAGGAAGUGCUGCACUUUGUUAGGGGGGCCGGGGAGGCAAAGCCUCGGGAGGCCAGACCCGAGCCCGAAGUGAUGCUCAGAACCCUCAUCCCCAAGCCCAGCGUGCCCCUCCCUUGGCCAACUCCGAGAAAAGAAAUGGUUGUCCGAGAUGUCUUCAAUGGAACAGUAACAUUUUUACCACUGGAAGAAGAAGGUUUACAACUUAAGAAAAACAAUAUCUAUCAAAUUCAGCUUAGACAUAACAAAGAUGAAGAAUGGUGCAUAUCCAUGUUAGCUUUCUCUCCAAAAAGAUGGGAUUCAGAUGGAGUGAUAUACCCCAAGUCUUCCUGGCUUGGAAAAGAAUUGUUGUCCAAGUUGGCCAAAUGGUCUGUGGAGAAUAAGAAAAACGAAUUUAAAAGCACUCUGUCACUCAUAUCACUUAUGAAAUACAGCCAAAUUUACCAGGAACUCAAAAAGAAGUACAAAGAAAUGGUUAAGGUAUGGCCUGAAGUAACAGAUCCUGAAAAGUUUGUGUAUGAAGAUGUUGCUAUUGCUACUUAUCUGUUGGUUCUUUGGGAAGAAGAACGAGCUGAGAAAGGAAUAACUGAAAAACAGUCCUUUGUCGACUUAGGAUGUGGCAAUGGUCUCCUUGUUCAUAUCUUAAGUAAUGAAGGGCAUCCAGGUAGAGGGAUUGAUGUUCGAAGAAGAAAAAUAUGGAACAUGUAUGGACCACAAACAGAAUUAGAGGAAAGUGCAAUCAGACCAAAUGAUAGUUACCUUUUCCCAGAUGUUGAUUGGUUAAUUGGAAAUCAUUCAGAUGAGCUUACCCCAUGGAUACCUGUGAUUGCAGCAAGGUCAUCAUAUAAUUGCCGUUACUUUGUCCUGCCAUGUUGUUUCUUUGAUUUCACUGGAAAAUAUAGCCGAAGACAGAGUAAGAAGACCCAAUACAGGGAAUAUCUUGAUUUUAUUAAAGAAGUGGGGCUCACCUGUGGAUUCCACGUUGAGGAAGACUGUCUUCGAAUCCCAUCAACUAAAAGAGUUUGCCUCAUUGGAAAAUCCAGAACAUAUCCAGCUCCUGAAGAAGCUUUAGUUGAUAAACAGAGAACACAGUAUAUUGACAGUAGGCAGUCCUGUGCUCAGAUUCCCCAUAGUGAAGACUCUUCUUGUUCCUCUUCAGGCAGCACAAUAGAAAUUAAUCAUUGUGAUCAUCAUGCAUAUUUAAACUGUCUCGGUGAUGAAGAAUCUCCUGAAGAUCAGUUUCCUGAAGAUGAAAGGAAGGUGCCACAGGAAAAUAGAAUUUGGAUAAGUGGAUUUCAGCCUAGAGACAAAAUUGAACAUGUUAGGAACUGUGCUUCUCUUCCUCGGGACUUCAUUGAUCACAUAGUUUUGAAAGUGGCUAAUUUGUUGUUGAAUGAAAAGCAGCAGAAUCCCAAAGAUCCUUGCAUUGGAAGCUCCAAAACCUGGAAUCGAGGAGGAAGCCUUUCUUUGGCAGAAGUAGCAAAUCAACUGGAUAGAGAAACCCUUCAGAGAUUAAAAAGAGAAUGUGGAGGUCUCCAAACUCUGCUUAAGAACAGUCAUCAGAUAUUUGAAGUUGUGAAUGGGAGAGUGUACAUUCGUGAUUGGAGGGAAGAGAAGACAGCAAAGAAAAACCAGUCAGAAGCUAAACGAAGACUCUCAUCAGAAGCUUUCAAAACGCGACUCUGUUGGUUUUUUAUGCAUCAUCCCGAUGGUUGUUCUCUGACCUCUGAAUCCUGCCCAUAUGCACAUGGAACCCAGGAGCUUCGGCAGUCUCAGACUUUGAAGAAGAUUAAGCAGAUCCACUGAUGCUAUGCCAACAAGUUGAAGGGCACAGACUUGGGGAGUGGGCAGGCCAAGAGAAAUUGGCUACACAUUAACCUCCUUUUGAAUUUGAGUAAUUUCCUUUUACCUUUGUCAGGACUCUGACAGUAUGGGACUUAGCAAUCAUUGUGUAGAGUCACAAUUUUUAAAAGCUAAACAAAAUGUUGCUAAUUAUUUUUAAUAUAAUUUUAUUUUAUAUUAAAAAUUUGUAAAAAAAAUUUUGUAGAAUCAAUUUUGUAUAUUACUGUAGCAUAUAAUGUGUAUUUUGGAUGAUGUAUAAAAUAAAAUUACUCAGGUUUGUGUAAAGACUUUGAAUCAGAAAGACAAGCUAUAAACAUCUUUUAAAAAUACUGUAUAAUUAAAAUAAGUUGGUUUUGAGUUGAGGCUUUCUUUUCUAGAAUUGGAUUUUUUUUAUAGGAAAAAUACUUUGGUUCACAAUUCAACUCUUUUUAUCUGUUUUUUUUUUUCUUUUUCUGAGAAUGAAUGUGAAGAAGAAAUUGAUGCGUAUUUUCAUCAAAGGACUAAGUUUUGAUCCUAGUCCCUUAUGAUUGCAUGAAAAUAUUAUUGAUCUAAAUAUAGGGGAGGGAGAGGAGAAGAGGGAGGAAAGAAGAGAAUCAGACUAAUUCUUUAAAAAAGAGGCAGAGAAAUCUAAAGAGUAGAUUUCCUAGAAUCUCACAUGUUGGAAGGCAGCCCAUGCCACUUUUGGAUAGCUCUAAUUAUUAGGGAAGUUUUACUUAAGCUAACUCUAUUCCUCUGCAAUUGCCAGUUAUUAUUGCUAGUUCUGCUUCUACCGGCCAAGCUGGACACAACUAAUUCUAUUCUUUUCACAUAGUCCUUUAAUGACUUGGAAGAGAGCAAACUUUUUCUUCCUCCAAGGAGAAUACCUCCAUUUCCUCUAGUCAUUUUUCACAUGACAUGCUCUCUACUCUUCAUAGUUCUGGCUUGUGUCCUUUUUCCCCGAAAAUUAGAUGUCCAGAACCACCAUAAUAGUCUAGAAGCAACCUGAUUAGAGUAAAAUACAUUAAGAUUGUCACCUCUCUCAUCUAAACCUAAACAUCUAUUAAUAUAGCCUAAAAAUGAAUUACUUGUGAGUUGUCAUGGACACACUAUUGACUUAUAUUGAAUUUCCAGUCGAUUACUAUUGCUUUGUUCUUUCUUUUUCACAUGAAUUAUCUAGCCAUGUGGACAGCUGGUUUUCUGAAUCUUAGCAAAAAUGUUUACCUUUAUUCUCAUUAAAUUAUAUCUAAAUUAGUUUGGCCCAUCA